Paraphaeosphaeria sporulosa is the source of this 860-nucleotide messenger RNA. RefSeq lists its product as uncharacterized. Bases 154 to 699 code for a protein of 181 amino acids. The transcript is spliced from 2 exons. Lineage: Eukaryota; Fungi; Ascomycota; Dothideomycetes; Pleosporales; Didymosphaeriaceae. The record is from RefSeq and is a predicted model, not a curated record.
CAAUGCUUUUCAACAACAAAAUAAUGCUUCACUAUCCUGCCAGGAUCUGCCAAUCCAUACAUUGCACAAUAAUAUUCCACGGCUGUCCCAUGAUUGGAUAUUCAUAUUUGGUCAGCGAUCUCCACGUCCAGUUCUAACGAGCGUGGUAACAGUAUGGUCAAUCCGAUGCCUACCCCUCGGCACUCAACCUCGGGUUCCUUCAGUCGAACAGGCCCGCAAUUUCCACCACAGAUAACUCUCGCGGAGUUGCCCGAGCCUGUUUAUCCCGCUCCCACGACCAUCGACACGCGAUCGCCUCUCGUCUCGACCCAGAUUCCGUCACCGUUCCCUCCCGCUCCAUCAUCACUCUCCAACGCAGUCCGCGCUGCAAAGAAAUCCCGCCGUUCUCAGCAAUCCUAUGCCGACGAUGAACCGAUCGGAUACGUCUAUGCCAACAAGUCGAAGUUCAAGUGCAAUAGAAGCGAGUGUAAGGAACUCCAAUUCGGACGUAUGGCCGACCUGCGUAGACACUAUGACCAAACGCACGCGAAGAAUCGUGUCCAAUACUUCUGCAGCGUGAGCGGAUGCUCAAGAUCCCAUGCACCAACGGGCGGUAGGGGUCGCAGUUUCGGCACCCGGAAGGACAAAAGAGACGAGCACGAGAGAAACGUCCAUAAGAAGGAACGCGAGAGCAGCUACUCCUCCGUAGACAAUGUCUGAGGCACAAUGCGCUAGUUCUUCUCUAUCGGCAAAUCGAGGCUCGUAUCCCUGCGACUAUGAGCUUCGCCAUUCAGCGGCCUGACACUGUGGUCCCGCCGGAUCAUACGUUUUGUACAACACACUACUUCGGCGUUCGGCGUGUACUAACGACGGAGAUCAUU